Jatropha curcas is the source of this 637-nucleotide messenger RNA. RefSeq names its product systemic acquired resistance (SAR) regulator protein NIMIN-1-like protein. Gene Ontology annotation, biological process: regulation of systemic acquired resistance. Lineage: Eukaryota; Viridiplantae; Streptophyta; Magnoliopsida; Malpighiales; Euphorbiaceae. The record is from RefSeq and is a predicted model, not a curated record.
UGGAACAAAAACCAGAAAACAACCACAUCACCAAAAAAAUUAGUCUCUUGCCGUGUAGUUAACGCCGGCCAUGGAAAAUGAGAAAGUUGACAAUGGUGAAGAUGAGCAAGAAGAGCAGAAAGUGGAGGAGUUUUUCGCUUUAAUUAGAAGCUUUCAAGAAGCGCGUAACAGAAGAAAAGAUCAAGCACUAUUGGAAGAGAAAGACAGGAAGAAGAAGACUAAGCUAAGAAAGUUAAAUGCGGAAGAGCAAGCCAGUUGGGUUCCUUCUUUUGAGUGGGAAGAUUUCAAUCAAGAAAUUCAGUUUAGAAAGUCUCCAUUGAUUUAUCCUCGUCCUUGUAAUAACCAGAAUGAAGACAAGAAACAACAAGAGGAAGACGGCGGUUUAGAUCUCAAUCUCACUCUAUAGAGACGUCGUUUUAACGAUUAAUUCCGUUUUCAGCAUUCGGUUUUUUUUUUUUUCUUUUUCUGUUUUCAUCAUGUUUUAUGAAUCUAAUGUUUAACGUUGUUGUUGGGUUAAUGAAAUAGCAGCUACAAACUGACCUCAAAUUGACAUUUCUGAUUAAUUUUUUAUUAGUUUCUUCAUCUUGAACCGACAAAGAAAAGUAUAUUGAAGAAUAAAGAACUGAAAAGGUUACAA